GGGAGCCGGGGAGCGCGCAGGAGAGGCGGCGGCGGUCGGGCUUCCCCGGGCUUCCCCUCGCCCCGGCGCGAGCGCAAGGCGCGGCCGGCCCAGGGCGCGGAGGCGGUGCCGGCGCGGGGGACCCGGGAGUCCCCGAGGCGUCCUCCCGCUCGGCGCAGGGGCCGCGGGGCGGGGAGCGUCGGGGGCGGUCGGCGCGGUGUCCCCGAACCCCGGAGCCUCGGGCGGGAGAUUUGGGCUGAGCCCUCCCGGCCGCCCGCCCGCCCCUCCCGGCUCCCGCCUCCCGCCCCCGCCCGCGGCCUGGAGCGCGCCUCCCUCGCCGCCCCGGGUCUGGCGAGCCGGCACCGGCCGAGCUGCGGGAGCCACCGAGAGCAUCAGCCGCCGCCGCCGCCGCGGGAGCCGUUCCGGCCGCACCAUGCGAGAACUGGCCAUCGAGAUCGGGGUCCGAGCCCUGCUUUUCGGGGUCUUCGUUUUUACAGAAUUUUUGGAUCCCUUCCAGAGAGUCAUCCAGCCAGAAGAGAUCUGGCUCUAUAAGAAUCCUCUGGUGCAGUCAGACAACAUCCCCACCCGCCUCAUGUUUGCAAUUUCUUUCCUCACACCUCUGGCUGUUAUUUGUGUGGUGAAAAUUAUCCGGCGGACAGACAAGACUGAAAUUAAGGAAGCCUUCCUAGCUGUGUCCUUGGCUCUUGCUUUGAAUGGAGUCUGCACAAACACUAUUAAAUUGAUAGUGGGAAGACCUCGCCCCGAUUUCUUUUACCGCUGCUUUCCAGAUGGAGUGAUGAACUCGGAAAUGCACUGCACCGGUGACCCCGAUCUGGUGUCCGAGGGCCGCAAAAGCUUCCCCAGCAUCCAUUCCUCCUUUGCCUUUUCAGGCCUUGGCUUCACAACGUUCUACUUGGCUGGCAAGCUGCACUGCUUCACGGAGAGUGGGCGGGGGAAGAGCUGGCGGCUCUGUGCUGCCAUCCUGCCCCUGUACUGCGCCAUGAUGAUCGCCCUGUCCCGCAUGUGUGACUACAAGCAUCACUGGCAAGAUUCAUUUGUUGGCGGAGUCAUUGGCCUCAUUUUUGCCUACAUUUGCUACAGACAGCAUUACCCACCUCUGGCCAACACAGCCUGUCACAAACCCUAUGUCAGUCUCCGAGUCCCGCCCUCGCUGAAGAAAGAUGAGAGGCCCACGGCCGACAGUGCGCCCAGCCUGCCCCUGGAGGGGAUCACCGAGGGCCCCGUAUGACCCAGACCUCGGGGGAUGGACUCUGAGCUCAGACCACGCUCUUCCACCCUGACCUCAUCACACAGUAGAAGAGUUUUCUGUAAUAUGUUUCUCAUCCGUUGUUUCUCCAAGUUCUCCUUCUGCUCCCAUUUUGCCGAUGGUGAUCCUGCUACAUUCCAUGUCUACUUUCAACUCUCCUGAACUGGUCAAGAGAAGGGCCCAGGAACAUUUUGUGAGAGACACGUGGAAGGAGGCUGCCAGGGUGGGUGGGUGCAGCCUUGUUGAUUCCUCCUUCCGAAAUGUUUGCUGUCAUGGCCACCGUCCUAUGUUUUCAUGGUUGUAAAACAUAAUAAAACAUCCCACCUGGAAGA
Cervus elaphus (red deer) is the source of this 1578-nucleotide messenger RNA. RefSeq names its product phospholipid phosphatase 4 (gene PLPP4). The record is from RefSeq and is a predicted model, not a curated record. The transcript is spliced from 7 exons. Gene Ontology annotation, biological process: phospholipid metabolic process. Bases 413 to 1228 code for a protein of 271 amino acids. NCBI's taxonomy places the organism in Eukaryota, Metazoa, Chordata, Mammalia, Artiodactyla, Cervidae. Gene Ontology annotation, molecular function: phosphatidate phosphatase activity.